Brachypodium distachyon (stiff brome) is the source of this 1114-nucleotide messenger RNA. RefSeq lists its product as uncharacterized. The coding region runs from base 524 to 1057 and encodes 177 amino acids. The transcript has 3 exons. The record is from RefSeq and is a predicted model, not a curated record. Lineage: Eukaryota; Viridiplantae; Streptophyta; Magnoliopsida; Poales; Poaceae.
CAAAAAUUUCAAAUUUAGUCUCUCCAUGCAUUUAUGAAAACAUAAUGCUUUGUAAAGCAGGAAGAUAUGGAAAAUGAUUAUAAUUAUUCAAACCUUGUAUAUUUUGCGGCAAGCAAGAUUAAUGCCAGCACUAAGGGGAUAAAGAGUAUCAUCGAUGUUCGCAGUAUCAAGUGGGAAACAGCGUUUGUUAAACAAAUAUAACUUCGACAAACAAUGCUUCUGGUUUUUAGAGCAAGGUACACGUAUGGAAAAAAUGGACAUCACUUAAAAAGCUUGUCCUGCAGGUUAGUGUGUGUUAACUCUUGUACUGUACCUUAUCUAAUGAAAUCCGAGAGAAAAUUCAAUCAACUUCAUAGAAUCAGUGUCAUCUCUUGUUAUGAAAAUGAAAGUUCAUAUUCGUAGAGGGAGAAAAAUAAAUCCAGUCACAACCAUGCUACACCAGCUCACCUAAGUUACCAUAUACUGCGAUCCAACAAAACUGGUCCAAUUGAAGAUAGCGAACCAAUCCAAGCAAUUAUUGUAAAUGGCAGUUAAGCAAGAGACUGACAGACCUUUUCUAGGAGGAGACCAUGGCUCAGAAUCAUUCAUGUAUAAAAUGGGGUGGACGAAGAUGGGUGGACAACUGUUUGUCGCAAGAAACAGCCAUCGUCUCUUCGUGGAUUGCAGACAAAAACCAUGGAGUGGGCCGCUUCCGCCUAGGCGUGUCACACCUCGCACCACCUUCGGUGAAAUUCUGGCAGGCGCAUCGCAUUCUCCUGCGGUUCGUGGUUCCACGCGUGGCGCCGGACUUCGGAUGCCGACGGCGAGGAACGGAAAUCUUCUGCGGAUCAGUGCCGGGCGGGAUGCUGGCUUGUCGCCGGACGGCGGAAAUCUCGCCCGCAAUUUCCAAAUUGCCGUGAGACCACGCUCCUCAUUUAUGCUGGGGCGUGAUUUUCGGAUGGCGGGCCAGCCGGAUCAGCAGAAAAUAGUGGCCUUUUUAUCUGUUGUCGACUACAGCAGGAUUCGGCUCUUUCAUCGUCGCUCUGUUCUUCCUGCCUCUCCUUCCGCGACGUUCUGAUGGACGGCAGACGGGGUGGACGCGGCAAUGGGUUCAGAGGAGGCCGAGGUCGAUGGA